AUGAGGCGGCUUAUUUUUGUAGUGAUUUAUUUUGUAUUUUCUUUUUACCAGGUAAGAUACUCCUUAAUUAUCAUUUAGCAGUACAUUAUUGCAAUUAGUGAAAAUUACCUAAGGCUAUGAAGAGCAUCUCUAGCCUUCGAAAUGUUGUGUCCCCACAGGCACAUCCCAAUGAUGCGAUUUAACAAACGUGAUGUCUAAGUCUAUUUGAAACCUAAAUACAUCUCUAAAUAUUUCGGAUUUCAGUGUAGUGUAAUGACUAUUGGGUGAACCAAUCAAGCGCAGUAUACCUUCAAUGUGAAAAUUCUGUUCUGAAUCAAUAUAGAUAAAACAAAACUCGAGUACAGCACCGAACGGAUGUUAAGGGGAAAAAAGGGCGCGUCAGAUUCUACUUAUCUAUUCCAUUUCUUACCUUCUUGAAUUAUUUUAGCCGACAAUUUCUUUGAAGCCAGAAUUGCAUGCGACGCUUUCAAACAGUGAAAUGAGGACAUAUUUACAGGCGGAUUCCCACGAAGAAGGUGAGAGCCUGAAAACAAAAAAAAGCGGGAUCUGAAAAAUAAUAAAGAUUUAGCAUCACUGUGUCGGUUAACGGCACACGCUGGAAUGAAAUUGGCUAUUUCUCAGACUGGGAAGGGUGAGCAGAUGAAACUGAACGAGAAAAAUUCUUCUGACAUGAAAGUACUUAUUUUGUGUAAAACAAAGGAAGAUUAACGAUCACGUGAUACAACGGUUACUUUUGUCGUUUUCGUGAGAUCUCUGUGUUGUCGCGGUCACAUCACUGCUGAUUCCGUGGCAAAAUUUUGCUUCAAAAACAAAAAAGUUAUAAACUUUAAAUCACGUUUUAUGUUUAUAAUGUGCGAUGCACACUUUUGCGUCGAGAGAUGGGGGGAGUGAGAGUAAGAGACGAGGUGAGGCAGAAUGACCAACGAGGCAUGACUCAAUCAAAGUCCUCCUACAUGCUAAACCACAUUGUUUAAGUUUAUGGAUUUCAUCAACUACAAAUACAUAAAACAUCAUUCUAUUUUUGCGAUCUUUUAGUUCCAGAGUACGACGUGAUUAAAGUCAGUCGUCAAAGGAACAAAAGGAGCGACCGGCCCAGCCAGAAGAGAUUUAGCUUGUCAGCUUUUGGGAAAGAUAUAGAACUACUGGUAGAACCAAAUAACGAUGUCGUUGAUACUGACCAAGGAUUAUCUGUUGAGAGGAGGACAGUCGGAGGAACGCUCGAAAAGGAAAUUCAUUUUCCCAAGGGAAGAUUUUAUGUCGGUCAUAUAGCUUCUGAUCCCAAUGCCCAUGUAGCCGUGCGGGAAAUCGACGAAGAAAAAGGACACUUGGUAAGGAAAAUAAGUAGUAUUACUAUGGCAACAAUUGCAACAAAUUCAACGCCUCUAGUCGAAGACUUGGACGCCUUCUCCAUUAUGUUGUACGCUUACUCUGAAACUAUCAUAUCAUUAAAGCAUUUUUGAAAUCAUUCAGUGAUUUAUCGCCACGUCAAUCAUCUGUCGAGAGCUUUUGUCUUUUCCACUAUGGACCAUGGUUUUGGUUUUGUUCCUUUCUCGGACUUGCGUGUGAUUUUCUAAGAAUUUCACCAAAAGUAUACGGAAGUUUACAACUUUCAAUUUUCUUGUAAGAACCAAAAAGAAUACAAAGGGUAUCUGAGGUGUUUUCCAGCUGCUCAUGGUCAUUGCGAGGUUAAUGACCAGACUGGUGGACGUGACCAGCUUUCGAUGCGGGCUGUUGUUUUCCCUACUUCAGCGUUAUAUCCACCUUAAAUUAAAAAGUUAGCUGUUUUUACAGCACUAUCCACCUAAUACUUUUUCUCUUUCAGAGUGGUGCUUUUAUGAGUGACAGGCGUUUUUACCAAAUUGAACCACUGCCAGAUCAUCUUCAACAACGCACUGCUCUGCAAGAGACUGGGCACCAUGUAAUAACUAGGAGAAGUGUGAAUAGCUUUAUGAAAGAACGAAUCAAGUCCGUUCCGGUUAAAGGUAUAAUCUUAGGCUGCUUGGAAAAAUGAAAUGAUCGAUGUAAUUAAGUGUGUUUCCUGUAGUUAUCUGUAGUAUUUCAUUACUUCAUGCUUUUUCACUCUUUGCCAUGUUUUGUUUCUUUGUUUACUAUCUCUAGUUCCAGGAUUUGAACAUCGUUACAAAAGAAGCGUCGAUAAAAUAAAACUAGACGAUGACUAUAGUCAAGAUAGCGUCUACAACGGAACUGUUUACAUUGAAGCUAUGUUGACAGCGGACAUAACAACCUGUCAUUAUUAUGGCAACGGGACCCUCGAUUACCUCCUUAACACGGCAAAUCUGGUUAGAAACAAAGAAAUUCAUUUCCUUCAGUUAUAGCGUUCUUUACCAUACAUAUGUGGUUUGAAUUUUGGGUCAACGUCAAAACGAUUUGCGUUCAUGUCAAAACCGUUGCACUAAAAUAACCAAAGUUUCAGGUGACUGAUCUAGUCCCUAAGUUGUGGCAGUUGAUCAAUUAAGUUGGAACUGCUUGGAACGCGGUUUUGUUUAACACCUUCUAAACUACUAGCAGGCCUUUGGUGUUCAACGAUAUCUUAGUCACUAACACUAAUAAGGAUCGAAGUUAUGGAAACCGAGAGUUGAAGCGAGGUUGUCCGCCAAGAAUUUAGACAGCCUGCUAACAAUAAUGGCUGGCUUUUCCGUCAAGAAAGUUUGAAGCCUAGACUAGGGGGCUCAUUUAUCAACUUAAAACAAACUUCCUUUAAACACUCAGAUUAGGUGUUUCACUGAGCGCAGUCUUAACUUAGACUUUGUUGUAAAAAAAACUGCUCAUCUGACAUUCUUACUUUCUCGUAAUUUUCUUUAGGUGAGCAGGCUCUACAAGGAUAAAUCACUGGGAAUGAAUGUAUCAUGGGUACUGGUCAAAGUUUUCCUCUUGGAAGGAUUUGAUGUAAGUUAAGUGACACGAGAUACUUUCCAUGCAAAAAGAAGAAAAAAUGUCAUUAUUAAAGUCAAAUGAGGGAAUGUCAACUUUUCAGACUCGUUGGAUAGGACAGCAGGCAAAACAAAACGAAAAGUUUGCUGUGAUCAGUUGUCUUAAAAGGCUGAUGAUCCUAAACCCGGGGUUAACUUUUAAUCCAGGUUUCCGCGUUUUUGACAUUAUUAACAAAAUGAAUUAGACAUCGGUGACAUGGCCCCUUUACGUGUAAAUUCAUGUAUGGUUGUUUCGUCCUCAGCCGGACAUGGAUCUUACAGCGAACCAAGUUACGUCAGCGGGAAGGUAUAUUGGAAAAUUCAGACUAUGGAGCCAAAAAAAGAAUACACCAGACGGAACAGAGGGACAUUUUGAUCAAGCCGCUUUGCUAACAAGGUAAGAUAUCGUUCCUUAUUUGACCGUCACUUGUCAGUUCAAAGUUGUUUGCAUGACUUCUUAAUAUUAUUAAGCCCUUAAAUUGCUUCAUGCUCUUGAUGUUAUUGAAUUUUUUAGGAGAAUCUGUGGCCUAAGUAACUGCUACAUGGAUGGUAAGGGCCCAGAACGACUAGAUAAUCAGCCAGAAAGUAAUACUCCUUUUAUUCGUAAACUUACAGUUUGUUACAUAAUUUUCUGGUAAUUAUUAAUAUAUAGAUUUGCACAUCUCUGAGUCAGUCUCUUUGGUUAAAAUAUUUAUCAUGAUUUAACUGUAACUCAGAUAUAAGCGGGAUCUUGCGUGGCUAUACACUAAGUUCUAGUCUGCUACACAGCCGCUCUUUGUGCCGUCACGUCACGCAACGCUCCUCCCUUGUUGGGGAGGAGCAUUGCGUGACGGGACAAAAACGGGUGCAUGGGAGACUAAACAGGUUCUUAUAUUUUGGGGAAUUAAAGAGGCAAAUUUGUGCUAGCAGUUUUUUAGACAACUAGGUUCUAAAGAGCGUGUUUUUACUGUAUUCCACCUCUAUUUUUCCCGUUAGGUCUCGCCUACUUUGACACACCGUGCAGUUCUAAGUAUGGAGUGAGCGUGAAUGAGGCGCGCGGUUUAACUGCAGCGUUCACAGUGGCACAUGAAAUGGGACACAAGUAAGCCGCUUAUUUGAAAAUUUAAGUUCAUUUUUGUCUUUUAGAAGUGAUGGUGGAAUCCGCAACCUUUUCACUAAACUUAUCAGCCCUAAAUUGAGGACACUUUCGUUUAAUUAUGGCUUACCACCUAUUUUUAACGGAGUUUUUGUAAACGAGUAAAUAGUGUUCUCGUGUGUGCGAUAGCUGUGAACUUAUGAUUGAUAAAGUUUCUCUCGGAUUCGUUUGUUUUAGGAACAAAACUCGUGCGGACUGAAAUAUGGGGCCGAUUAGAGAGAUUAUCAGGUCUCAUUCUUAAUAGAACAUUUAAGACAUAAUUCGCUAGCGCGAUCUUUCACAACGUCACCGAAAUAGGAUCGCGUGGCAUUGUGGGAAGCUAAUCGUCCCUCCUCUGCAAGAUUAAUUCGUCAUAUAUAUAUAAGGCUAUGAUAACCUUAUGCACGGUUUUUGUGCUUGUUUUCUUAGCAUCGGUCUGCCACAUGAUAAAGGUGAAUGUGCGAAAGGGGACAUCAUGAACAGCGUCCAGGCUUCUGGGCCCAACGCCUUUCAUUGGUCUCGUUGCAGCAGAGCAAAACUUCAGAAGAUCUUUACGUAGGUUCCAAACAACUUUCUAUCACUGCUAUUCGAAUCUGUUCAAUAUCUGGUUGACAAUAGAUUGCAGAUUUACCACAAAACUAGCACAUAAAAUUUUGGUCGUUUCUUGCCAGGUCACUCGCGUGUUUUCAGAACAAGCCUCCGAGGAGCCUUCCCAGCCCCUCUCUUCCGCCAGGAUACGUCAAUAACAUCGACAAGCAGUGUCAGCUUGCAUACGGGGAAGAAUAUAAAGCUUGUCCAUCGCUUAGAGUAAGUAUGGCAACGCGUUAUCGAAUGAAGACGAAACGACGUAGCAUCGGAAGUGAAGUCUACACAAGGGUAUAGUUAAAGCAAAACGAUCUCCAGCGGUUGUCAGCUCUUAACCUCCGAUAACUCUUACAUGCUGUGUGUAAUCCAGUGACAAAAAAGAUGGGUCACCUAACUCGUAAGCGCCAGUUUAAACGCAAAAUUUAAGGCUCGUAAAUGAAUGUUGAAGUCCAAGAAUGCUCUGGAAAAAACUUUGUGAGCGACAAGAAAUCUCUACUUCUAGUGUAUGGUUUGAUGUCCUACCAAAAUGGUCGCUAGCUUUCACAGCCCACACUGUUUUUCCUGUCGAUGUCGUCUCAGUGCACCGGUGUUGACGCAUGGUGUCAUCUUUGCUAUAGCUAAAGGCCAAAAAGUCUAAUAAAUAAAUAAAUAAAACUUAACGUGUAGGAGUGCUGUGGUUUUGUAUACCAAGUUAGAAACGUCCGCAAGCAUAAUCUCUCUUCUACAGGAGUCUUUUCUGUCACUCUAGGAAAGCUGCGGUGCUUUGUAUUGCUCAACUGGAGGCAGCUGUUACAGCAGAGGAGCUCCAGUUGCAGAGGGAACUGCAUGCGGGUAUAGAAAGGUACGUGUGGUGUAUUCUCAAAUAUGACAGAAACUUGAAAGACACUCAACAGUACGCUCGGAGCAUGACAUGCAAAACCUACCUUGUCUCAAGUAUAUAUACAAGCUUUCUUGGUUUUUUUAGUUUCAAAGUGGACUUAGUUCUAAAACAAGCCAAACCGCAAUAUAAUAAAUUUGAAACAGGCUCUCUUAUAGGAAUCCACUCUCCCCUCCUGUUCCUCUUUGCCUGUGGGGGCGUUACGCGCGAGGACAGACCCCGCCGGUUUAGGAGGACUGGCUGAGAAUGACAUGAAUUGGAAACGAGUUCCCUAAAACAUUUUUUCUUAUUAUUUUCUUUUCUUUUUUUUUUUAAGUGGUGCAUGGCAGGAACAUGCACACAGGUUGGAACUAGUCUACCUCCGCCAGUUGAUGGUAACUGGGGACCCUGGGGUUCAUACGGCGCAUGCACAAGGACGUGUGGUGGAGGGGUAAAAUACAGAAGUCGACAUUGUGACAAUCCAAGGCAAGCCCUAUGUGUUUUGGUAUUUUGUGUAUCGUAUUUAAGUUUAGAAAUUGUUUUAAGUGUCAACAAACUUAAUUUUAACAUGAGUGAUUUCUCUUAGGCCUCAUUACUUUGGCAAAGAUUGCAUAGGAUCAAGCAAAGGACAUUUUGAAAUUUGUAAAACGGAGGUUUGAAAAAGUUAAAUGUUGUUCGUUGAAAACAUUAACAAGGUUGAUCUAUAAAUCUGGUGAAGUGUAGCUAUUUUCCACGACAGCCAUUCUUGUAAUUUACACUUGUAAAGCUUAAUUGAAUUGAUUGCCGGUAGACCACUUCAUAACCAUGAACCAUCAAGUGUAGGGUCAUGAAAGGUUUGUAAAGUCAUUUCAUACCACUUGUUUCGCGGUUUUUUAUAUCACUAAACAGUGAUUAAAUGAUGUCAUGAACCUGUCCCAGUCUACUGCGCAAUUUUAUACCAGCACCCGAAGUUAUAUUUGACGAUGUUAGAAGGUUAAAGGUCACAGAAGCUGUUACCCGAACAUCAUGAAAAAUAUCUGGAACAUUCAAUUUUUGUAAUCAUUUCUUUAUUUCCAGGAAUGUGCUGUUGACCGUUUUCGACAGGAGCAGUGUGAGCAUCAUAACAGUGACACUAAGAAAUACCACGCCUACUACCCUUCAGGUAUUGAAAAAAGGCUAUUUAAUACAACUGAUGUACACAUUAUCAACGCGUUAUGCAUGAAUUUGACGUUACAUCCUAUGAACUUCUGUUUAGGGAUCUUAAGCCGGCCAAUGCUUAGAGGAUUUUCAGAGAAACAAAUCAAUCAGUCAAACGAUCAAACAACUUCCACAACCUUCAUUAAUUAAUUUUGUCUGCUCUUUAUUUUUUCUCCGGGAUUUGAACACAGACCAAGAUGGUAGCACGGGCAAGUUCUCUCACCAAUGCGCCACCUUGCCCACCACGCCCCCCCCCCCAUACCCAUACGUGAAUGAAGAUGCCAAAAAAUGCAGACUCUGCGUGAUAUUGUUAGGGUUUCGCUUCUGAUUAAUUACAUCUCAAGUGGCAAAAACAUUCUUUACCAUACAAAUAGCGCAAUACGAAAUCACGUUAGAUUCAAGAUGCGCAUUAUUCCGAUAUUCACCUUUAUUUAAUUUUUAUUUUAUUUUUGCAUUUCUUUAUUUACGGUUAUGUUUUCCUAAAAAUCCCUUUUGAAAUCAAUUUUGUUAGGAGCUCGCAAAUGCUUAUUAGCCUGUGCCUCUGGAAACAAGUGGAGUUUCUUUGGCAAUGUAAAGGAUGGUACAAGAUGUACACAAGACCCUCACGACUAUGACGUCUGUAUUGAUGGGAAAUGUCAGGUAAGUACAACAUUGUUUUUAUGAAGUCAUUCUGGGCACUUUCUUUAAAUUUGCAAUUAAGCUAAAAAGGAGUGGUCAAGUGAAUGUAUCGCCGCGGUUUAUAAACAAGUUUAGUUAACGAAUGUUGUAACCACUUUGAAACACGAUGUGAGUGUUUGGACCUAUACAAACACGAACUUCGAGUACAUUGGACGGUCAAAGAGUUCUGCUGGCAUCCAUCCCUGUUUUUCCGAGAAAAUCAGUGUGUAAAAACUCAACCGUGUUCUACAUUUUAAAACACUCUAUAUCUUAUUAAAUAAUAAUGAAUUUGUUUUCUUUUUUUCUUACACAUAAGUAAUACCAAGCUCGUAAAAAAGUUAAAUCAUCUUUUUAAUCAAAAUUUGACAUUCAGAUGGUUGGAUGCGAUAAAAAGCUGCUGUCCGGGAAACUGUUAGAUCGAUGCUUAAUUUGCGGAGGAGAUGGAAGUUCCUGUGUUCUGAUAAAAGGACUCUACAACAAGAACUAUCGAGUAUAUGGUAAGUUCAAAACGGCAUCAACAGUUUAAACAGUUAACAGGCACGGCAACAACUUCGACCAUUAAAUCCAGAUCGGAUUUAAACUGACGAAUUGGUUUUGUAAAUAUUAAACUAGCUGAGAGGUGAUAAGCUUAAGAAGCUCAUUGUUGUCCGCAAACAACAACAACAACAACAACAUCAAAGAUAAUGAUAAUGAUAAUAAUAAUAAUUAUCAAUUAUUCCACCAAUGCGAGUUGGAUAUGAGUUGGCUAAAAUCAUCUCAUAUCCAACGUAAGCGCGAGUGAAAUAAUUGUUUGAGUAAAAACCCCCACAAAAUAUCGAAAAUUCUUCCCGACAUUAUUUAUAAAAACAGCCGAUUUUCAGCUUGUUUUUAAUUUUGAGCAGACGCGUACAAAUACCAUAUUUGGAGACAAUGGUGUAAUAGCUCAUAUACCAUGAUCGCUAAGCCAAUCAGAGCUCAAGAAUUGCAUUUUCUAAUGAUUCAGUUUUUAAUAAUCACAUUUACUCGAUUUCUCAUUGUUAAGGUCGCUAUAAGGGAGACACCAUGUUCGUCAUACCCAAGGGUGCCACAAGAAUCUUCAUUAAAGAGAUCAGCAAGUCAUACAACUUUCUAAGUAUGUACAAUAAAUAUAUAGAUAAAUAAAUAAAUAAUUAAUUAGGGACUUGUCCUGUUAGCUAUAGGUAUUUUAUUGGCUUGCUCACAAUAUGCCUCGAUGCUUAUCACAUGCGCAGGAAGGCGAAAUAAUAAUUGAAAGGGAAGAAAAAAUAACGUUUGACUGUAUAUAACAACGAAUACCACUACUUGGUUAUGAGGCUUCAUUUAACUGGUUAGACCAUAAAAUUUCGUCCACAGAUUCAAAUUUAGAACUGAAUGCUUGAUAAUAAGUACCAUGUAGAAGUACUGCUGAAGAGAUCUCAGUUGAAUCUCUUUUGAUGUAAAUUCUUUCAAAUAAUUUUUAUUGUAUUGGCCACCAAUAUGGUGGCUAUGUUACCUAGUUGUAAAUAAGAAUUGAUUCCUCCGUCUCUUACGAAGGAUACGAAUAUGGUCUUCUAUCUCACGCAUUAUAGGUCUUGUGUCAAACUCAACUGGUAAAUAUUAUGUCCCAGUACCGAGCUGGACCAAAACAUUUAACGCUGCUGGAACAUCUAUUUAUCACUUCAUGAAAACAUACAAUGAUGCUGAAAUAAUAUCUGCCAGAGGACCAACGAAUGAGGCCCUUCAAGCAAAGGUGAUUUAAAAUAACGAACCAGAUCUCCACCAUAGAAAGCUUGCAAAAAGAAAGAAAGGACGAAGGAAAAAACCUCGAACUUUAAUAAUAAACGCUAUGAAGUUUAGGAACUUCAGGGAAGAAUAUACGGAUGGAGGUGAAGGUGUUAAAACAAGUGUCCUUGCACAACAACGUUUCUCCCCCUGCAUACAUUCCUUUUCACCUCGUAUAUAACCUGUGUUCAUCUGCACUAGACAGUGAAUUUCAUGAAAGAUAAAAUGGUGUAUCACCAGUAGUCGUCGGAGCACAACCCUCAACAAAAAAAAGAUAUUUAAACAAACAUAAGACGGAGUUAAAUUAAUCGAAAUUGCGCGAAGCGAUGCUAAAUUUCACCUACCGCGUCAUCAAAACGCAAAGACAUUGUUUACUGUGCACACUGAAAAAGGCAUUGUUUAAUUACCCACUUCUAAAAGGCGGUUUAAGUAUGGCUUCGUUGAAAUCACUAACAGCAUGUUUAAUUCUAGUUAAAGGAAUUGCUAUGUCAGCUCAUGGUGAAUUGAAUAGCCAUGGAUACAAGCCCACAUGCAUUUGACUAUCAACCGAGUCAAUGUAGGCAGUCAAAGUAGUAUAAUGUGGAUAAUUUGCGUCUCUUUCUCGAUCAGGUCUCUCAUUCUUUUUCAGGAUUAUAUUUACGUUGACUAUUUCACAGACUAGCGUAGCCGUCCAAUAUAGUGACAAAAAUAAAUGAAAUGAGAAACUUGUUAAUAGAAUAUAGGGAACGUUGACAGCGGUGGACUGUUUUGAUAGUUUAGGUUGUGGGCCUACCGCAGUACUCUACUGUCCUCUCGGUAAAAGAGGUUUUUGUUUCUUUUAGUUUGUCUAUUCUGGACACCACCGCAACCCAGGCAUUGAAUAUAGUUACUAUAUUCCGGGAAAUGGACCAAGAACGACCUUUGUUUGGAAGCAGAGGAAUGAAGGCAGCUGUAGUGCAACGUGUGCAGGAGGUGAGAAAUGAAUCAGCAUUUGGAAGAAAUUUCGCCAAUUUACUUUAUACUGUUUUUCUGAGCUUUAAAUUUUGUAAGAGAAGGAGAAAGAACACAAGAUCGCUAGUUUAAUGAACCAAAUAAAGUUAAUCGAAUAAUAAUUAACCAGUUCUUCCCCAAAGACCAUGGAGCGCUUUGAAUAAGACCGAUCACUGUUCACUUUGUUUUUCCACUCAGGCAUGUUAAGGCAUGGGUCACCUCUUAAUUUGCAUAAUUUGGCGAAGUGGUAUUUGAAAUGGAUUGUUUUGAUCAGUCGUCAUGAAACUUAGCAAACAGUUUCAGCUCGAUGGCCUUAACAAUAUGUGACAAAUUCAUUGUUGAAAUGUUAGUCACGUGACCUUCAAAUGAUCGUUAACGGUCAAAAUGUUCAAAUCAAAACGGGGGAAAGGAAAUGAAAGAGCAGCAAAAUUUUUAGGCACCAGUAUUUUUCCCAUGGCCUGGAUAUUAUGAAAUAGCCCUGCAUGUAUGCCAAAGUGGAGCAAGGAUUACGAAAUAGAUAAAAACAGGUCACGUGACUUAUAAAAGACUUUAAUAACUCUUAAUAAAAAUGCGUUAAUCCACCUUGCAAGGCUAAUUGACAUUCUAGACAGUUUGGCUGACAAUUUGAUGACAAGUAUUUUUUAGGCUGAGGUUUAACAACCUUGCCCCGUUUGAGAAAACAGGUUUUGCGACGUCAUGAUCCAAGGAAUGUCACGUGAUGCUUGGGAUGAGUUUUCCACAACUAUUUUAGUGAGAUAUAUCUUAUGAUAUCUUUGUGGAACCCUUUUAUUUGGAUCCUUCUGCGUCAUUAAAAAAGAUCUUUGCAUUCUCUGUGGGGGGUCUUUUAAGCCUUUCAACCUAUGCCUUAACUUGCCUGAGUAUUUUCCGUUCUUUAACAUUCACGUAACACCCCUUAGUUUUUUAGACAUUAAUGUGGUGGAAUGUAGGUUACUUUUUUUGGUUUAAUGCAAGUAACGUUUUCAUUUACCGAUCUCCAACAACCUUCGUCCCUGUUGGUUACUUUUGAAUGCCGUUAACCUAUUUUGUACUUGACAGAAAAUUAAGAUGGCGCUCACUUCACUUCCACAUAAUAUCGAAAGAUUUACUGUUUUAGUAUUCUUUGACAGUAUUUUAAAAUUAUUAUUGUAUUUUUCAAUUUGUCAGGAAAUCAACUAAUCAAGGUCACCUGUCAUCGUCAAGAUGACGAUACCCAAGUAACUCCAAUUUACUGCGACAAAAGCGUGAAGCCAAAGGAAUCUUUACCGUGUAAUAUGGCGCCAUGUCCCAAAGAGUAAGCUCUUGCUUUGCUUGCCACUUUACUCUAUAAUAUAAUGGCGCUUACUUAGAGGUAACUGCCAUAAAAUAUACUAAUGAAUGGUAUUGACAAUGUAUCGGAUUUUCACCACAUUUUUUCAUAUUUCAAUUGAAUGUACAAUUAAGAGAUUCGUUUUUCUACACCUUUUUCUCAGUAAAACAGUUAAAUUUGAUAAAAUCCAAUAUUUAGAUUCAUGCGUAUCCUCAGAUUUCAGCUUGGUGUCUGGAGCCCAUGUUCAAAGCAGUGUGGAGGUGGCCAGCAGCAUAGAAACUUGACAUGCGCACAAGUUGUCUCUAAGGACGUCACACGGGUUCUGCCUGAGUCAGAAUGCGCAAACCUACCAAGGCCUGCCGGGACACAGGGGUGUGGAAACAAAGAUUGCUUGCCAGAAUGGACAGUCGGAGAGUGGACUCAGGUUUGUAACGGGCCGGAAAGGGAGAGAGGCUAGGCACAACUUUCGCAAUUUCUUUUUGGCCUCAAAACGUUUCUAGUCGUAAAGUGUUGUGUUAAUUGUAGUUUGAUUACUUUAGCUACAAUCAAGAUUUUUCUCCAGAAGAAUAUCAUUAUAGGUAUUUAGCUUGAGGCAGAAAGAAUUAGGCCGCAUAUGAGUUCCAAAAACCCUCACUUUCAAAAUGAGGCCAAGUGCACAACUUUUAUUGUGAAAAAGAGUUUUCUUUGCAUGGGAAUGAAAAAUCCUUUCCAUAUCAAUGGCUGAGCACUUAUAAUACCCUCGUUUUGAUAUAGAGGCUCUAGGGGACACGGAAAUGGGUUGUUAACUCAUCCUCCCAAUAAGUACGUUUGUCUUGAGUAAACAGACACGUCGCGAAGCCACCACUGUUUUCUCUGUGAAUUGGUUGCAAAUUUCCUUCAACCAAUCAGAAGAUCAGGGUAGUGACGCGUCAUCAGCAUGGAAAUUCAGCGUUCGUUCUUCAAACGUCAUUUCGCUGGAAAAUCAGCGGUGGCAUCGCGAAAUGUUGACUGUUUUCAGCAGCCCAUAACCUGGAGCGAGCAACUCCCAUACUAGGCCUAUGUCACGGCUUUUUUACGGACCGGUUUAUUUUUAGACACAUUUUAGGGCAAUUUUUCCCGCGAAAAUGGAAUCGCCGCCACGUCUAUGAACGCAUUCGAAGUGUAGGAUAUCAAAAAGGGAAACGUGACGUCAUUAAAAUUUUUAGGUCUGUAGGUUUUGCUGACUGCUGUUUUCUAAGACUAGCCGUUCUCUACUAAUAUGUGCAUUUCAGUUGGUCAAGACUGCAGCUUAGAUUUUUAGAUAAUGCGAUGAUUUUAAAAGUAUCCAAAAUCAGUAUCAGCAUAAGUUGAGCAACCGCAGGUAAAGGUUAAGUACACCUAUAGCGGAGCCUCAUUGCUAAGACAAUUUGGUAAUCUAUCCAUCAGAGAAAUUUUGAGAGUCACGUGACGUAAGUCCGUUCGUCCGUCCGUCCGCACCACAGGACAACCAAUGUGAAAUCUCACACUUUUUAGCUACUGUGGAAGCCUGCAACCAUCGCUCAUCCAUGUUAAUUGUGGUCAAUUGAAAGCUGUCAAGUCAGUGUAUCCGCGGACCAGAAUCAGACGACAUAUUGUUUGAAGUAAAUUAUGAAUUUAUUAAAGAGAGCUUCGCUUUUAGCCUUUUCUAAACCUAUAUAUUAUUUCUAACCUCUGUAGUGUUCAGUACCCUGUGGUGGUGGUAAUACAACUCGUCAAGUGGAGUGUCGACAAACGUUUGCCAACGGAACAUGGAGUAACGUACCAGAUGACCAAUGUAAUGUUAGAAGCAAGAAACCACCCACAAGAAUGACAUGUAACUCAAUCGCUUGUUUUAAAUGGAGAGUCGAGUAUCCGUGCCUCAGUUGUGGAGGUAAUUUCAUUAACAUUAUGUUUGUGCUACAUCGUAUUAUCAGGGGCACCCAACGGCAAUUUUCGGUAAAAUAUCUGUUCGGAAGACGAUUUGAGAACUAGAAUUUUCGGAACAUUUGUUGUAAAAUUUCUUGCUUGCCUGCCUCUCCUAGGAUUUUCGAACAUCUACAAAACGGUAUAAUUACCCAUUUUAAUCGGAUAUUUACCCUAAAAAAGGCCACCUAGAAUUUUCGGGAGCCUUUUCCUGGCUGAAAUUUUCGAAAAGGAAAGUUUUGAUCCCUAUAAUUUUCGGAUCACUAGACUUUCAGCUAGGAAAUCCGAACAGAUGAAAAGUUUUUAGGGGAUAAAAAUAUGCCUAUAUCUACCGUUUAAAUACUAAAAUACGUUCAACAAUGCCAUGUUAAGUGGUUUUGAACUAUAUCCUCGUUGGGUGCCCCUGUAUUAUGUGUAGUUUGGCUUUCACAGGUGAUAAGACGGCUUUGUUCCAGGCCGAAUGUACGCCGAGAAUCACAUGUGUAUCAUUUGCUUUUCAGGGACGAAUUUCAGUUAUGUUCCCAUCGGUUGCUUCAAAGACAAGCACAACGGAAUAAGGCCUCUUCCAGAGAUGAUCGGAAAUCAUCGAAACAACAUCAACUGGUACCAUAUGACAGAAACAGUGAUGAAAUGCGCUAAGGACGCUUGGGCCAAGAACUACACUGUGUUUGGAGUUCAGUUUUACGGGGAAUGCUGGUCUGGAGCGUCAAGCUAUAAGACGUACGACAAAGACGGCCUUAAUAAAAUAGGGUGCUGGGAAGGAGUCGGAAUGGAGAGAAACAACUAUGUCUAUGCAUUUACAAGUAAGAGAAAAUAAGUUACGUCUGAUAUCCAAUACUAUUUUGAGUGAAAAAUGUGGGAGGAGGCCGCGCAAGCUGGCGAAGUGUUGCAGGGUUCUUAAGGUGCAAUACCAAGGAGGAAAACAAGGUUAAAAUGUGAAACAGCUUCUCAAGGCUGUUGGUCAAAUGAAGGGUCGGUAAAGAGGUCUGCAGUUAAACCGACAGGUGUCUUUCGCAAAGGCGUCCUUCCCACCCUUAAAAGUGCAUAUCCUACGAACGUCACAACUGAACGGUUUACACAGAGCCUGAAGAAGGAAAGUUAAUCUUAAUAUUUUUCUAUCAAAACACGUUGAUCCUAAAAUUGUUCAAGAGGAAUCCCUGACCAGCACUACUGGCCUCCACCAUGCACCCAAUACCCGUCUAUGGAGUCUUUUUCUGACUGUAUCGUGCCUAAGGUCGAAUUCCUCACGUUGCAAUAACAUUUGCCGAAAUUUAUAUAACACCGCGAAAAUGAUGAGCAACAUACUUCCGAUGUUUUUCUUUCUUCUUUAAAGGAUAGAUGUUUGUCAUUUCGUGUUAGCUGAUUAAACCCAUGAUUUACAAUUUUCAGACUUAGCAUCCAUGCCGUUGGUGCACUGCAUCUUCACCGCAUCCAAUCAACCAGUACAAGAGGACAAAUGCCCCGUGCCAAAACCUGACCCAAAAAUGAAACUGUGCACUGACGUAUGCAAGUCAUGA
Messenger RNA from Porites lobata, 14767 nucleotides. Lineage: Eukaryota; Metazoa; Cnidaria; Anthozoa; Scleractinia; Poritidae. The record is from the annotation of a GenBank genome assembly.